This is a messenger RNA of Cetraspora pellucida, 125 nucleotides long. NCBI's taxonomy places the organism in Eukaryota, Fungi, Glomeromycota, Glomeromycetes, Diversisporales, Gigasporaceae. The record is from the annotation of a GenBank genome assembly.
GUCUGGAAAGUGAUUGUAGAAGUGGUUAUGUUAGGGAAGUAAUUGAAAGUGACGAGAAAUUAGCUAUUGGGAAAAGAGAGUGUUGGAGAAAUUAUAUGGACCUCACUGGAAUACCAGAACACUAA